ACUUAUUACAAAAAAGCUUUUAAGAAAAAUGGCGUUUAAUCUUGUAUUGUUAUUAUCAACAGUAGUCGCAAUUUCCUUUGGUUACCCAGCAGCCGAUUCGGCCCCAUCUCAAACACCAGUUCCGAUCGUUAAUCAAAGCAGUGAUUUCAAUUUAAACGGAAAUUUCACUUACUCGUAUGAAACCGGAGAUGGAGUCAAAUUACAACAAACUGGUUUUGUUAAACCGAUUCCACCAGGGGAAAGAAAAACUGUCGAUGGAGAGAAAGAAGCAGCCGCCGAAGCUCUAGUUAUCAACGGAUCCUAUUCUUAUACUGCUCCAGAUGGCACAGCUGUCCAAUUAGAAUACACUGCCGAUCAGAGUGGUUUUCAUCCACAAGGAUCUCACUUACCAACACCUCCUCCAGUACCAAAAGAGAUUCAAGAGUUAUUGAAAUCGUUGGUACCUUCAACAGCUACUCCCGGAGAUGCCAAAUAA
This is a messenger RNA of Onthophagus taurus, 475 nucleotides long. RefSeq names its product endocuticle structural glycoprotein ABD-4-like. Lineage: Eukaryota; Metazoa; Arthropoda; Insecta; Coleoptera; Scarabaeidae. The record is from RefSeq and is a predicted model, not a curated record. Gene Ontology annotation, molecular function: structural constituent of chitin-based larval cuticle. Gene Ontology annotation, cellular component: chitin-based extracellular matrix.